Messenger RNA from Moesziomyces antarcticus, 1452 nucleotides. Its product is annotated as autophagy-related protein 27. The transcript has 5 exons. Bases 1 to 1452 code for a protein of 483 amino acids. The record is from RefSeq and is a predicted model, not a curated record. NCBI's taxonomy places the organism in Eukaryota, Fungi, Basidiomycota, Ustilaginomycetes, Ustilaginales, Ustilaginaceae.
AUGCACCCUCCUCCGGCCAUGUCGACUCCCUUCACCCCGCCACGUAGGCUGCGCGAGAAGCGCAAGGUAGCCCUUCUUGCCGCUUCGCUGCUAGCUCUGGUCCAAAGCACGGCUGUGGUGAGCGCUGCUAAGCAGACGCUAUCGCCAUUCGACUGCAGCAACGUAGCCGUCUCGUCAAAACAUGCCUUUGACCUCUCCAAGAUCUCCUACCCCAUUCGUACCGCCAAUACCGAGUCAACGCCGCCAUCCGAGACCAAGACCUCGAUCGAUAUCGAUCUGUGCAAGCCACUCGCUGCCGACCCGGAUCGAGACGAGAAGGACCAGUGCCCACGCGGCACGAGGAUAUGCAUCACCAUCGAGACUAUCAAGGAUGGCAAGACCAUCGUCACGCAAGCCAUUCCCGUCGCGUAUUCCGGCGAGUCUGGCGGAAGCAAGAUCGACGCCAAAGUAGAGUGGGGCGAAGAGCUCGAGGGCGGCGAGAAGAGCAUCGAGCUCCAGCUUCAGGGAUCCACGUAUGCUGGGCGCCAGCAACAGGCAGAGCUCGAGCUGGUCUGCGAUCCCAAGGCCGACGCCGACUCGCAUCCCACGGCGCGCUCGUACGAUCGGGCAGACGGCAAGCUCAAACUUCGCUGGCCCACCAAGUUUGCCUGUUCCGACGCUGCGUCCAAGCCAGGCAGCGGCGGCGGAUCGCCGUCCAAGGGCGGCUCUUCCGACGAUGACAGCGACGACGGCAGCAGCGGCGACGGGUCGGAUUCUUCGGGCGGUUGGGGCUUCUUCAGCUGGCUCUUCUUCCUGCUCUUUAUCGGCUUUGUCGGCUACAUGGGCAUGGGCAUGUACAACAACUACAACCAGUACGGCGCGAGCGGCUGGGACCUCGUUCCGCACAAGGACUUUUGGCGCGAGUCGCCGUACAUUGCGCGUGAUGCUGCCUCGCACGUCUGGCAGACGAUGUCGGGAAGCCGCAAUGGAGGCGGAUUCAGUGGUCCAGCAUCUUCGCUGCACUUCGGCCGCAUGGAUGCUGCAAUGGAAGGCCUCAUGGCAAAGGAAGCGGGCGACAACGAAAAGGGGCGUGGCGCUCACGAGCCUUGGACCAACCAGGAGCGUCACAUCAUUGUCCAGCACGUCCUCAAGCACGUACUCGCCAAUGUAGGCUACGGUACCAUCUUCAACGAGCUCAUCGACGUCCUUGACAAGCAGGGUCUUCCCAAACGGACCACGCAGCAGGACCAGUGGCGUCGCAAGAUCUGCAAGGAGCUGCUCUCCAUCUACGGACCGGCGACCCAGGAUGGCUCGGACACUUCGCCCCGCAGCCCUUCCAAGGCCGGCGGAGGCAGCCCUGGCAAGCGCAAGCGCGCCGUCGAGGAUUCGGCUUCGUCCGCACUCCGCACUCCGCGCUCCUGGUUCCGCCUCGUCGCCGCUCCAUGCGAUCUGCGAUUCAAGCAUCGCACAUAG